AGUAAUAAAGGGAAUCUAGGUAUGCUGAGUCGUUGUAGCCAUAUUUGUUGAGGUUGGAUGAAUGAGGCUUGCCUAGCAGGCACGGGAUAACAUUCAAAGCCUAUAUUCGACUGGAGAAAGGCAAUUUUUUGUCUGUUAAGGGAGUGAUGCCAAUAGAACAUAAAAUAUAAGGUCAUCUACUGCAGAAGCUUGCGACUCACUUGGCAUGGCUUUGGAGUCUGUUCCCUGUACUAUCAAAGCCCCGGUUCCUCUACAGGUAGGAGAUGUGAAGACGGAGCAGGCCAGUCCUGGCGUAUACGUCAUCGAUGUCACGUUCCCCAAAUCUCAGACUGUUGAUCUGCAAGAGAUCACUUUCAAGAAUUAUUACACAGCAUUUUUGACUGUAAGAAUACAGCAGAGGAGACCCUCCGAGGCACGAGGAAACACGGCAGUAUGGUGUACAUGCAUCAAGAACUUGUGUCUGAUGCCCAACCCUCACAUGGAAGAGGGAUCCCAAGACUAUGUGUCUCUACAUAAGAGCCAGAUGCUGUGCAACACGGAUAAUGUCUCGACCAUUCGUCUGAUCUUACGGCAGCCGUCGCCUGUCUGGCUAAAUUUCACUGUGGAAGACUUGCAGAUAAAUCCCCCAGGAAAGCAGAGUCCACAGAAAGAGUUUUCCAGGCUGUUGUCUCAACUGCCUCCUAAGGAGCAACUCCAAAAUCUGCACAAGAGACUUCCAGAACCUGGCAAAGUAUCCAGCGAGGUGCAACAAAUGUGGGCUCUGACGGAAGUGAUGAAGGCCAAUCAGAGCACAGCGAGCAUCGGUAGAUUUGAUGUAGAUGGGUGUUAUGAAAUUAACCUUCUUUCAUACACCUAACAGAAUGGACUUUUCUUUGCGGAUACCUGGAGGGCACAGAUGUUCUUGGGAUCAGCUUCAAGGGUCUGCCUGAAGGAAACAGGAGGAAAAGCUGUUAUCUUUCACAAUAAAUGUCUGAAUUGCUACAAACGAUCUGUUUUAAAAACACAGAAUAAAACUGUUUUUUUUUAUAUGUCAAACAAGGCAAAGAUGUAUUUAAAAUAAAUUUAGAUCUGGGUC
Messenger RNA from Spea bombifrons (plains spadefoot toad), 1075 nucleotides. It is a transcript of the gene NICN1, whose product is annotated as nicolin 1, tubulin polyglutamylase complex subunit. Gene Ontology annotation, cellular component: nucleoplasm. The record is from RefSeq and is a predicted model, not a curated record. The transcript is spliced from 7 exons. The coding region runs from base 206 to 856 and encodes 216 amino acids. NCBI's taxonomy places the organism in Eukaryota, Metazoa, Chordata, Amphibia, Anura, Pelobatidae.